AUGGAGGCCGAGCCCACGGGCAUGAAACCCCCUCGGCGGAGACGGGGCAGGGCCAGUGCAGGGCCUCGCGCCAGCCGCUCGCCCCCGGCGGCCAGCACCCCCGGUGGGGCCGCGUCGUGCAGCCGGUAUCCCCUGAGGCGAGGCAGCUCUUUCACCUUUCUGACUCCAGGCCCCCACUGGGACUUCACCCUGAAAAGGAAGCGCCGAGAGAAGGACGAUGAUGUGGUCAGUCUCUGCAGCCUUGACUUCAAGGAGCCAAGCAAUAAACGGGUUCGGCCUUUAGCACGGGUCACGUCCUUGGCGAACUUGAUCUCUCCUGUAAGAAAUGGUGCAGUUCGGCGCUUUGGGCAGACAAUACAGUCCUUCGCCCUUCGCAGCGACAGCAAAUCCCCUGGCUGUGCCCAGAAGUCAUGUAGCAGAUCCGCUGCUCCCACCCCUCCCAAAAGAAGAAACAGCGUCCUCUGGUCUGAGAUGCUAGACGUCAACAUGAAAGAAUCCCUGAGCACCAAAGAAAUCAAGCGCCAGGAGGCAAUCUAUGAAAUGUCCAGAGGAGAGCAGGACCUCAUUGAAGACCUGAAGCUUGCCAGAAAGGCUUAUCACGAUCCUAUGCUGAAACUCUCCAUCAUGUCCGAGGAGGAACUCACCCACAUAUUUGGGGACCUGGAUUCUUACAUUCCUCUGCAUGAAGACUUGUUGGCAAGUUUAGGAGAAGCAACAAAACCAGAUGGAACAGUGGAGCAGAUUGGGCCCAUUCUCGUGAAAUGGUUACCAAGACUCCAUGCCUACAAAGGUUACUGUAGCAAUCAGCUGGCAGCCAAAGCACUUCUGGAUCAGAAGAAGCAGGACCGGAGAGUGCAGGACUUCCUUCAGCGCUGCCUCGAGUCUCCUUUCAGCCGCAAGCUGGACCUUUGGAGCUUUUUGGACAUUCCUCGAAGUCGGCUGGUCAAAUACCCGCUGCUCCUGAAAGAGAUCCUGAGGCACACUCCCAAAGACCAUCCUGAUAUCCAGAUCCUGGAAGAAGCCAUAUCUAUAAUCCAAGGAGUCCUCUCUGACAUCAACUUGAAGAAGGGGGAGUCGGAGUGCCAGUACUACAUCGACAAGCUGGAGUACCUGGAUGAGAAGCAGAAGGACCCGAGAAUCGAAGGAAGCAAAGCUCUGCUGUGCCACGGGGAGCUGAAGAAUAAAAACGGGCAUAAACUCUACGUCUUCCUCUUCCAAGACAUCCUGGUUUUAACCCGGCCAGUGACUCGCAACGAGCGUCAGUCCUACCAAGUGUACCGGCAGCCGAUCCCCGUCCAGGAGCUGCUCCUCGAAGACCUGCAGGACGGCGACGUGAAAAUGGGAGGAUCCUUCCGAGGAGCUUUUGGCAAUUCGGAUAAAGCUAAAAAUAUCUUCCGAGUUCGUUUCCAAGACCCUUCCCCGGGCCAGUCCCACACGCUGCAGGCCAACGACAUCUUCCACAAGCAGCAGUGGGUCAACUGCAUCCGAACCGCCAUCGCCCCCUUCCAGCGGACUGCAGCCGCCGCGGAGCUGCCGGAGCUGCCGGAGCUCAGCGAAGAGUCGGAGGAGAACAACCCCUCCGUGCCCAACGUCAAAGCCCAGAGGAGGCAGUCCGCCGUGUCCGGCGUAACGGAGAUGGAGCUGGACGAGAGCGCGGCCGAGUGCGGCUCCGUCCUGGACUCGGAGGAAGCCAAGGGCGUGAAAACGCACCGAACGCUCGCGGGGCACAGGAAAACGAGGGAGAAGCAGCUGAGCAGCAAGCGGAAAGAAACGCUAGUGUAAAGAGGAGCCCGGUGACACCACGGCGGAAGACUGUUUAUUUAUAAAUAACGUGUACAUUUCUCUUGUCCUGUCAGCGUGAUUGGAUUUGCUCUUCUGAACAGAAGUGUCUUUUUUUUUUUAUGUUGUAAGGCAGCUACUGGUAUGCAGUUAACACUGUUGAACUGGAGUCUGUUUUUCCUAAAGCAACCACUCUGACCCUGUCCUUACGCUCGUAGGCUGGGAUUCAGAAGCCCUCGUGGUUUCGACUGCUUCCGGCAGAUUUGUUUUGUUUUUUUUUUUGAAGAGCACACCUCGGUUUCUGAAAGAUUGCCACGUGGUGAUUGAGGCUGGGAAAUGGUAAACCCUACAGCAGGCGGUGGUGCCGUCACCACGAGCCUGGUGGCGUCCCGCGGCAGCCGAACAGUUCGGAUCCGCGCUGCAGGAGCCCUUUUAAAACGGGCUCGAAAGCUCAAGUCCCAUUUUCUUUUUGUCUCAAAUAGCCCAUGUCCUGCAGUGUCUGGUUAUCAUCACCCAUGUGACUUCCCAUCCUUUUUUUAAAAAAAAAAAACAAGAGAAAAAAUCAGACCCCAGGUUCAACAGGUCCUCAAUUGACCCGCUGGAAUCUUUCAUCCCGGUGUGUUCCUUGUACAUUCCUCAUUUUCACUCAAGUAACCUGCCGCAUAUUUAAUUCUUUUUUUUUUUUUAUUAGCCGUUUUUGGUU
Molecule: messenger RNA, 2482 nt
Organism: Oxyura jamaicensis (ruddy duck)
Lineage: Eukaryota; Metazoa; Chordata; Aves; Anseriformes; Anatidae
Gene: NET1
Product: neuroepithelial cell transforming 1
Exons: 12
Coding region: 1-1782 (593 amino acids)
Biological process (GO): positive regulation of Rho protein signal transduction; intracellular signal transduction
Molecular function (GO): guanyl-nucleotide exchange factor activity
Source: RefSeq, a predicted model, not a curated record